UGUGUGUGUGCAUGUGUGCAUGAUCCAAUUAAUAUUCUCUUUUUAUGGAAAUCAUAUUCCACUCAUCAUUUCAGGGUAACAUUUAUUCAGCUAUUCUGCCCUCUACCUGCUCUACGUUGUAAUAGCACAUAAACUAAAUCAAAUGAACUCUUUCCAUCUUUCUAUACUUCAAUAGUGUGAGUGGCACACAAUGCUAGACAGUAUUUUGUAAAUAUAUAUAGUGUUGUUGUAAACAAACAAGAUCGUCGUGAAUAUUUACAUAAUCAGUAACAAUAGCUGCACCUAUACAAAAAUAUUUUAAAUGCGUUCCUGGAUCCCUCUCACAUAAUAUUUUAUGCUACUGAUACUGGCAUUUGCAGUGGCCGGCGGGGGAACUUAUGUGUGUGUGUGAUUGGAAAACGCAUUAUCAAGUCCCACCUCUACAUCUUGACUUCAGUGGCCAGUCGGUGUGCGCGCGUAAACGGAGAACAGUCGGUAAGGGGACUCCACACAGUGCGCGUCGUCGGCGUCACUCAGCCAGAAAUGAACUUCAGCGCAGUCUGACCUGUCCUGCACAUCUCUUCAAUCAGUGCAAUCUGAGCCGCUGAAAUUGCCAUGGAUGCUACUGGGUGUUUUCUUAACCUCGGUCAAAUAAUUCAGGCUUUUAGACUUGGCUCUCUGGGGAUCUUUUGAGCCGAAGUGAUGCGAUUUGGUUUCAGGACGAUGCGCACCACAAGUCUGGACUACACCAACGAUUCUGUUUUCAUUUAGAUAUAUUAUAAUGAGUAGUCUUGUAUGGACUCAACAAGUGAACUUCGGAUAUGUUUUUUGUAUUUUAGCAGUGUAGGAACCCCUUUUAACGAGUCUGAGAAUUCUUUGCUAACUCUGUCUGUUGUUGGAAAUACAUUUGAUCCCUGACUUCCUAUUCUCGGAAGGUGCGUAAUUAUCUCAAACUUCAAUCAGGAGGUGGUGGAAAUAGCACUGGCGCGUGACUCUCAUUGAGCGUUUUCGAAGUCUUCGACAGGUGGUCGUAUUGCUCUCAGAUUAUAGUAAUACGUAUUCAUAUAUUAAUAUAUAUUCAGUAUUAAUAUAAAAGAAACGUGUAAAGAAAGGAACUAUGUAACGUCAUGAUGUGUAUCAUCAAUGACAAAGAUGGUGGCCAUAAACGGCACAAUCAAAUCUCCCUUACAGCGAUGUUUUGCGCACUCUGUAGUUCUGCAAACAUGUCAUGAGAACGUGGAACAUACGGUAAUUAAAUCAACUCCUCAAGGCUGGCACGACUUGUUCUCCGGGAAAAGAGAAUGGAGCGCGUCCAAUGCUACCUGUUCUCGGUGAGGACAACUCUACUCUGCUUACUCCUCUACGAGACAACUUUUAUAGGAUGGACGUAUGAGAAGACCCACUCACAUGCAGAGGACGACCUCUUCAAGAAGCUCUUCAUAGGCUACAACAAGUGGUCCAGACCCGUGCCCAACACGUCUGACGUGGUCAUCGUCAAGUUCGGCCUCUCCAUAGCCCAGCUCAUCGAUGUGGACGAGAAGAACCAAAUGAUGACCACAAAUGUGUGGCUAAAACAGGAGUGGAAUGAUUACAAAUUGAGAUGGAAACCAUCCGAUUACGACAACGUCACGUCCAUCAGAGUGCCUUCAGAGCUCAUCUGGGUACCUGACAUUGUUCUGUACAACAAUGCUGACGGCGAGUUUGCUGUGACCCACAUGACCAAAGCUCACCUGUUCUACACGGGCCAGGUGCGCUGGGUGCCCCCAGCCAUCUACAAGAGCUCCUGCAGCAUCGACGUCACCUUCUUCCCCUUCGACCAGCAGAGCUGCAAGAUGAAGUUCGGCUCGUGGACCUACGACAAGGCCAAGAUCGACCUGGAGCGCAUCGAGAACACGGUGGACCUGAAGGACUACUGGGAGAGCGGCGAGUGGGCCAUCAUAAACGCCGUUGGCACGUACAAUACCAAGAAGUACGACUGCUGCCACGAGAUCUACGUGGACAUCACAUACUACUUCAUCAUCCGCCGGCUGCCGCUGUUCUACACCAUCAACCUGAUCAUCCCGUGCCUGCUCAUCUCCUGCCUGACCGUGCUGGUGUUCUACCUGCCGUCCGACUGCGGCGAGAAGAUCACGCUGUGCAUCUCCGUGCUGCUCUCGCUGACCGUCUUCCUGCUGCUCAUCACCGAGAUCAUCCCGUCCACGUCGCUGGUGAUCCCGCUCAUCGGCGAGUACCUGCUCUUCACCAUGAUCUUCGUCACGCUCUCCAUCGUCAUCACCGUGUUCGUGCUCAACGUGCACCACCGCUCGCCGGGCACGCACAAGAUGCCCCACUGGGUGCACGCCGUCUUCCUGGACCUCAUCCCGCGCUGGCUCUUCAUGCAGCGGCCCGCGCCGGACGGGCGUCGGCGGCGCCGCCUCCUGCUGCUGCGGCAACACCAGCGCCACCAACGCCACCAGCAGCAGCACCACACCCACGACGACGGCGAUGACCUCCACCACCAUCACCAUAGCAACUGGCAUCACCAGCAGCAUCAGCAACAUCAGCAUCAGCCGCAGCACCUUCAACAGACCCAUGCCCGGCACGGACUGAGGCUGCCAGGCAUACCGUCGGCCAUGGCCGCAGCCGCCGGCCCCCACCUGAGUACCUCGUCCACCUGGGGAGGGAGAGUGGGCGACGAUUCGCACAGGCACUGCUACUACGAGGACCUGGAGCUGGGCACACUCUCCACGGCCUUCUCCCUCUCCUUCCGACCGCAGUCACCUCGGCCCCCGGGCUCCACGCCGCCGCCCAUGCCCAAACACAACAACCCCCACCCGGGCCGGAUGGACGUGGGGGUGGGGUUGGUGGGCAGACAGCAGGGCCAGGGGCAGGUCAGGGGGAACAGCACUACCUCCACUCAGCGGCCCGACAAAGGGGACAAGGCAGCAUCGGAGGCCAGCGGAGGGUUCCUGCUGUCCCCCAGCGUGCAGCGGGCACUGGAGGGGGUCCACUACAUCGCUGACCACCUGAGAGCAGAGGACGCCGACUUCAGUGUGAAAGAAGACUGGAAGUAUGUUGCCAUGGUGAUCGACAGAAUCUUCCUGUGGAUGUUUAUUAUUGUGUGCUUGCUUGGAACAAUUGGACUGUUCUUACCACCCUGGCUUGCGGGCAUGAUCUAAGACAGGGGGCGCUGGACCAAAAACUUCAGGGAUGUACAAUCUUUUCUCAAGAUGAUGGGCAUCCAAAUGGCCCAAUCACAUUAAGAGGAUAUGCUUCUUAUACUGAUUGAAGUGCAUGUUUCAAAUGAGGAGGACCAUAGAAUUAGAAGGAUGCUCUAUCUGAAGGACCCAUAGAACAUGGCUGAUCUUCUCUAUGGCCAGUUAGUAUUUUGAGAUUUUGUGCUAUUUUGGUACAGAGCCCUGUUUGCAGUGUCUUCAUCCCUGAACUGAAUUGAACUGAAAGUUAUUGUUGAACAAGUUUGCGCUAUCAAAUAAAAAAGACUUUAAAACGUAA
This is a messenger RNA of Alosa alosa (allis shad), 3471 nucleotides long. It is a transcript of the gene chrna2b, whose product is annotated as cholinergic receptor, nicotinic, alpha 2b (neuronal). Bases 1281 to 3137 code for a protein of 618 amino acids. Gene Ontology annotation, biological process: nervous system process; monoatomic ion transmembrane transport; regulation of membrane potential. The record is from RefSeq and is a predicted model, not a curated record. The transcript has 6 exons. NCBI's taxonomy places the organism in Eukaryota, Metazoa, Chordata, Actinopteri, Clupeiformes, Clupeidae. Gene Ontology annotation, molecular function: acetylcholine-gated monoatomic cation-selective channel activity; transmembrane signaling receptor activity. Gene Ontology annotation, cellular component: postsynaptic membrane; neuron projection; synapse.